Molecule: messenger RNA, 293 nt
Organism: Opisthorchis viverrini
Lineage: Eukaryota; Metazoa; Platyhelminthes; Trematoda; Opisthorchiida; Opisthorchiidae
Exons: 2
Coding region: 81-293 (70 amino acids)
Source: RefSeq, a predicted model, not a curated record
AACCUAUUGGAUCAGUAGGCGGAACAGGUCGACCUCACUUCAGUACUAUUGAGGAGCCCAAAGCAAGGAGCAGCUUUAUCAUGAAGGAGACUACUCACAAGGUUGCUGAAAACUCUUCGACAGCCCACGACAGGUUUCGCCCUUCUUGGGGCUCAUCAGCGUGCAGCAUCAUCAUCAUCAUCGACAGCAUGACAUCAGUGUUCAACACCGAUGCUUCACUGCCGUACAACCAUGACUUAUUUGAAAGCUUUAUUGUAAAGAAAAGAGUAAAGGUAGAGAGGGGAGGGACUUAG